AUGGCUUCUCCAGUACCCUCCGCUGCCCCCCAAACCUCUCCUGUGGCUACUCUAGCAAAUUCUCAUGUAGAAGAGCUACCAAAUGCACAGCCGUUUGACCUGGACGAGGCGCUCAUUUCACCCGAGGUUUCCAUCUCUGUCGAUGCCUUCCGGGCACUCUUUACCUGCGACACGUGCGCCGCCGUUACCGCGGACAUCGGGUACUCGAACUGCUGUCUCACCAACAUCUGCCGCAGCUGCGCGACAAAGGUGCUGUGUUGCACAAAGUGCCCUGAAGGCGAGGCGCCGAUAUUCAACUCCCCCAUGGCCAAGAGGCUGCUAAAGGCCGCGUCCCAUGUCUGUGGGCGUUGCACGAUGGAGCUCACGCCGCUCACUAGUGGCAGCCACACCUGCGACCCCGUGGACUACGACGGUCUGGCCACUCUGACCGGCGCGCACGAGCAGGAAACGGUCAUGAGCACGCCGUGCAGCCUGGGCACGGACGUCUCCCGCAUGCCGGCGUCGUCCCUGAUUGGCAAGACGGUUGUCAUGUGGGGCACCGAGGUCCGCGUUGAUGCGGGCCCCAACCCUACAAACUACAUGGUGGUGUCCAAGACGAGCGACGCCAGCCAGCGGUUCAAGGUCCACAUGCACUCUCUGCUCCACCUGUACGGCGAUGCGGUGUGGCCCAGCAUUGCCACGGCGGCGGCUCUGCAGUUUAGCCUGUACGACGCCGCGCUGCCGACCGCAGCCCCGUUGGCCAAGAAGGCCGCUGGGGGUGGCAAGGUGCGCGCGCCGCGCUUCCGACCGGUCCCCAAGACGCUGCGGACCGCGGAGCAGAAAGCCAUGUACUUCUGCAAGCUGACGCCGGAGGCCGUGGCCAAGCUGCACGAGCCCACGCCGGGCUACGUGUGGCGCGUAGAGCGCAUAGAGCAGCUGGACAAGAGCCGAGACGUGCUGCGAUACCGGGCGCGGCAGUACUCGGAGGCCAGCAACACGGCGCACGGCGAGCCGGCGGUCACUGUCCCCGACUUUGGGCCCGAGUCGUACCUUGCCGGGACAGCGUUUUAG
Messenger RNA from Sphaeroforma arctica JP610, 1050 nucleotides. RefSeq lists its product as hypothetical. The transcript has a single exon. The record is from RefSeq and is a predicted model, not a curated record. NCBI's taxonomy places the organism in Eukaryota, Ichthyosporea, Ichthyophonida. The coding region runs from base 1 to 1050 and encodes 349 amino acids.